AUGGUGUCCCUCGCUUUCCUCCCACCCCCUAUGGUGCCGCGUGCGUGGGCAGUGCUUCGGCAAGAUGGACAGGAAGCUGGAGAGCCCAACGUCGAUCGACUAAUCGACUACUUCGAAAGCACGUGGAUGGAGGGAAACUUCGAAGUUCAUCAGUGGAAUCACAACGGCAACCGUGGUCCGAGGACAAACAACCACCUUGAAGCGUGGCAUCGAAAAAUUAAUGCACGGGUCAACAAAGCGCACCCAAAUAUAUAUUCGUUCGUCGAUCUUAUCAAGAAGGACGAAGCGCUGAACAGCAUCCACCUGCUGCAACUAUCUCACGAAGGCAGCCUUCGUGCCCGGGAUCGAAAAUGGGUGCAUAAAGACAGAAAGCUGGAGCAACUCGAAUCGGACCUCAACAACGAGAGGCUGACGAUGCUCCAGUUUUUAAACGAAGCGAAGCAAUUCUGUGGUCUGUAG
Ornithodoros turicata is the source of this 459-nucleotide messenger RNA. RefSeq lists its product as uncharacterized. The record is from RefSeq and is a predicted model, not a curated record. Bases 1 to 459 code for a protein of 152 amino acids. The transcript has a single exon. NCBI's taxonomy places the organism in Eukaryota, Metazoa, Arthropoda, Arachnida, Ixodida, Argasidae.